GCUCACCAACAAUCAUCAUUGUAGCUUAGAAGCAUAUUUUGCAUUUUCUCCUUCAGCAUUUCUCUUUGGUGCAACUCUCUUAGUUCUCCUAAUCAAGCAUGUCGGCCUAUCUGCCUCCACAUACUGGCCUCUUGCCGAAAUGGCUUCUGCUGAUCUCGGUCGUAUCCGUCGCUAAUAGUGUCCAAACCUAUCUUACACUCAAUUACACACAAAAGGUCUACGAAGGAUCGCCAAAAACUGGCUCAAAAAGUCCAGUGACGCCGCUUUCUGCUCGUACGUUUGGUACAUGGACGUUCCUUUCUAGCAUCAUCCGUCUGUGGGCGGCAUAUAACAUAGACAAUCCCCAAGUCUAUCAACUCGCCUUGUGGACCUUCGGAGUGGCUCUCGGUCAUUUUAGCAGUGAGUGGCUUGUCUACGGUACUGCGAAAUGGGGCAAGGGUCUCGCAGGACCCGCAUUUGUUAGCACUGGCACCUUGCUCUGGAUGGUUUCUCAGUGGAGCUAUUAUGUGCAGUAGUAAAUUUAUUGGAGAGGAGAAUAAAACUCAAAUAGGCCUGCAGAUCAGUCCGUUCAAGCAACCAGACAAACCAUAGUCAUUCAAUUAAAUGUUACCUGCGCUAUCUUCUAACCUCUGACACCAACAUCAACUAUGGACGACAUCUCAAUCAUAUAAAGGCCAGACCCUGCUCUAGUACAAUCCAGACCGCUCUCAUUCUCUCGUUUCACUCCAGCUUUGAUCUGUAAAGCGCACCACCUGCGUUGCGUAACCUUGCAGCUGCUUGUUCGGGUGUGAUGUCGCGCUGGGGUUCGGC
Xylona heveae TC161 is the source of this 810-nucleotide messenger RNA. Its product is annotated as ergosterol 28. The record is from RefSeq and is a predicted model, not a curated record. Gene Ontology annotation, molecular function: protein-macromolecule adaptor activity. The coding region runs from base 99 to 515 and encodes 138 amino acids. NCBI's taxonomy places the organism in Eukaryota, Fungi, Ascomycota, Xylonomycetes, Xylonales, Xylonaceae. Gene Ontology annotation, cellular component: membrane; endoplasmic reticulum. The transcript has 2 exons.